This is a messenger RNA of Myxocyprinus asiaticus (Chinese sucker), 2314 nucleotides long. RefSeq names its product transducer of ERBB2, 1a (gene tob1a). The record is from RefSeq and is a predicted model, not a curated record. Gene Ontology annotation, biological process: regulation of gene expression. Bases 439 to 1413 code for a protein of 324 amino acids. NCBI's taxonomy places the organism in Eukaryota, Metazoa, Chordata, Actinopteri, Cypriniformes, Catostomidae. Gene Ontology annotation, cellular component: nucleus; cytoplasm. The transcript has 2 exons. Gene Ontology annotation, molecular function: transcription corepressor activity.
CAGCAGGGGACGAUAUUGUAAAACACCCAGAUAGAGGGGGUGGAGAGGAGACUAUUGGAAAGGUGAAACUGCAAAAACCGUACAGAGAACUGGGAGUAAGAUAAGACAAGAUAAACAGUUCUGAAGUCUACUAACUGGAAUACGUUUUGUGUUAAGUUAACUCGAUGUGAAGGAAGUAUUUGUACCUACAUUUUUUUAUUUGCACUAGUUAAGGCUACUACAACUACUGAAAAUCUAUAUUUUUUAAGACCCAAAAACUGGAUCAGUUAUUUGUGGACUGAGACGUUCCCUCUGCAACAGCACUUUGUUUUCAACUGUUUCCCCCAGGUUUCUGUUUAUUUGCUUGGCUCCAGCUGAGCCUUGCCCUCUGGUGGCUUACAACACAAUACGACAAUUCAAAACAGCCAACGGUAAUAACUCCAGGGUGGUACAGCAACUAUGCAGCUUGAAAUUCAAGUAGCACUCAACUUCAUCAUUUCGUACUUGUACAAUAAGCUGCCCCGGCGACGUGUCAACAUUUUUGGUGAGGAGUUGGAACGACAGCUGAAACAGAAAUAUGAGGGGCAUUGGUACCCAGACAAGCCAUACAAAGGGUCUGGAUUCAGGUGUAUACACGUCGGGGAGAAAGUGGACCCGGUUGUGGAGCAAGCAGCCAAAGAAAGCGGGCUGGACAUUGAGGAUGUCCGCAACAACCUGCCUCAGGACCUCAGUGUCUGGAUAGAUCCUUUUGAGGUGUCUUAUCAGAUUGGGGAGAAGGGACCUGUCAAGGUGCUCUAUGUGGAUGACAGUAAUGACAACGGGCUAGAGUUGGACAGGGAGAUCAAGAACAGCUUUAACCCCGAAGCCCAGGUCUUCAUGCCAAUUAGCGAACCCGUGGGCAUGUCACCCACCUCCAGUUCCCCGUCCCCUCCUUUUGGCCAAUCAGCAGCGGUUAGCCCCACAUUCAUGCGCCGUUCCACGCAACAUCUAACCUUCACCACUGCUUCCUUCGCUGCCACCAAGUUCGGCUCCACUAAAAUGAAAACCAAUGGGCGAAACGCUAACAAGGUGGCCCGAACCUCCCCCACCAACCUGGGCCUGAAUGUAAACAACCUUCUGAAGCAGAAAGCCACGUCUACAUCAAUGCAUUCGCUCUACGGCGUCAGCUUGGCCGGGCAGCAGCAGAAACCCUCCGCCCUGUCUCCAAACGCCAAGGAGUUUGUGUUCCCCAACCUCCAGGGGCAGGGCAGCCCAAGUGCAAUGUUCCCUGGGGAGACCUCACUGAGUCUCAGCCCUCUCCCGUACAAUAAUGCCUUCGACGUGUUUGCAGCCUACGGGGGCCUUAACGAGAAGUCCCUCGUGGACAGUCUGAAUUUCAGCUUGAGCAGCAUGCAGUAUUCUAACCAGCAAUUCCAGCCAGUGAUGGCCAACUAAUGACCAGAGAUAUGUGAUGGGAUGGUGGGGAACACCCAUUUCGAAAAUCCAAAAAAGAGAAAAGAAAAAUAAAAAUAAAAAAAAAAUGGAAAUGUAACACUUCAAAUGUAAAGUCCCAGUUAAUGAGUCAAAAGAUUAAGUAAGCCCAAGGGUGAACUACUGUGUUCCCUUAAGUGUUUUUGUCAUUCUUUUUUAUGAUUAAGCUUGUUGUAUAAGCAAGCUUGGUUAUCAAAACUCAUAUUGUUUUUUUUUUGUUUUUUUAAGUUGUUUUUGUUUUGCCAACCAAGCACAAAAUUAUUUUUACUGACUGUUUUAAGAUAUCUUUAUGAAGAAAAAACUACAAAUCAAGGCCUCUAAUAGUAUUCAAGAAAUAGCUACAUAGCCAAUUUUCAAUUGGCCUGAAUGCUGAAUGAGGGAUUUCUUGGUCUUUUUUUCUAACUGUAUAAUUAAUUUAGUAGAGAGUUUGUAAAAUAUCAGAGUAUAUAUAUAUAUUGUUUCUAUGACAUUUUGCAUUUAUAUCUUUUUACUACUCCAGUGAUCUGUGAUGGCUGCAGCAGCUUUUGUUAUAUUUUUUUUUAAUGAAAUUGUAAAAUGAAUCCAUCUUUAAAAACAUCAACUAUUCUAAAGAUUGUGUACGGAAUAUUCCAUUGUGUUGGGAUUAUAUAAAAAUAUUUGCUUUGGGUAAAAAAGUGAGGAAAAAAAGAAAAAGAGUUGUAUUUUCUGUUAAGAGUUCAAAGAUUUUUGCUAUACUAUGGACAAAAUGUAAUCGUAUAUUAAUUUUGUACCAACAUUGUGCAAUACUUGACAAAAACAAAUAGUGUACAAAGUAUUUGGAGUCAGUGUCUUACAUGUAAAGAGGGACUGAUAGUUUAUUAAGUUUGUAUUAAAAUGCUUGAAAUUA